Messenger RNA from Pomacea canaliculata, 2815 nucleotides. RefSeq names its product transcription factor Sp9-like. The transcript has 2 exons. Lineage: Eukaryota; Metazoa; Mollusca; Gastropoda; Architaenioglossa; Ampullariidae. The coding region runs from base 44 to 1378 and encodes 444 amino acids. The record is from RefSeq and is a predicted model, not a curated record. Gene Ontology annotation, molecular function: DNA-binding transcription factor activity, RNA polymerase II-specific; RNA polymerase II cis-regulatory region sequence-specific DNA binding. Gene Ontology annotation, biological process: regulation of transcription by RNA polymerase II.
GAUAGGGGAACAUCAGUCUCUUAGUUCUGGAUCGCCACUUUCCAUGUUAGCAGCACAGUGCAACAAAAUAACUAGUAAAUCUUCAUCACCAUUCACGGACUCUACUUUACUAAAAGGAUUUUACCCCUGGAAAAAGCAAGAGCCUGGAACUGCUUCGCCUUGCGCAUUGAACUUAAAUCCGUCAACCAACAAAUCGGCUCUACAAACCAUGCCCACAACUGCUACUUCUGGGCAGUUAACCUAUGCCCGUUCACAUGCAGCAUCAGUAUCUCCAUCUUCAACUACUUAUGUCCCAGACAUAUUUACAAAUCAGCAAAUGUCAUAUAACCCCAACGGGUCUACAAACGAGCCACCUUUUGCGAAUGUUACAGCCACAGGCAUUGCCAGUAGUGUUUAUUCACGUAUGCAUAGUCUGACGAACCCAUACGACUCGUGGCCAUUCAACAUCACAAGUUCACAUGCUACAACAUCUGCACUUAAAGCGGAGGUUGCUGGAAACAGUGUCGGCGUUGGAAUAGGUGUAAGUAGUGCAGGGCCCUGGUGGGAUAUGCAUCCAGCAAAUGCAGGUAUGAGUACCUGGCUGGCAGAUCCAGGAAGUAUCAGUAGGUCUCAAAUAACUUCAUCUUACGCUUCAUCAGACUUAAGCCUGACACACGCUGCUCUGGGCUCCCAAACAAACGCAUUAUUGACUUCUGGUCAGCAUUUAUUGCAGGACUCUUACACAACGUACAAGUCCAUGUUCAGCUCCCAUCAGGCCCCUGAGCUUUCACAUGGCCCUCAGCCCAUGGCAACAUUGUUGUCGCGUCCAGCCUCUGGACUGCCUGCUCUAUCAUGUGGUCGGAACCAGCGCCGGUACACUGGGCGUUCUAAUUGUGAUUGUCCUAACUGCCAAGAGGCUGAUCGAAUGGGUCCUGCCGGUGAACAUCUUCGGAAACGUAACAUACAUAGCUGUCAUAUUCCAGGUUGCGGAAAGGUUUAUAAUAAGACAUCCCACCUAAAAGCUCAUCUACGUUGGCACACGGGAGAGCGUCCUUUCGUCUGCAACUGGUUGUUUUGUGGAAAAAGAUUUACUCGUUCGGAUGAAUUGCAACGACACCUAAGGACACACAGUGGAGAAAAGAGGUUUGCAUGUCCUAUUUGUAACAAACGUUUUAUGCGCUCAGAUCACCUAGCAAAACACGUUAAGACUCAUACGAAUCCAGAAGCCAAAGACUGUGAUGGCAGUGAUUCUAACGAGUCAGAUCACAUACCACAAUCGCCAGCUUGCUGUAAAACAAGUGGGGUAGAACACUUAACUGUUGCAUGCUGUUCUUCCCCUCCUAAUAGCUCAGCGAGUGGACGACCACCUGGAGAUUUCCGGGGAGUGAAGACAAUUUAGAACACAAUAAUCAUUUUUUAUGGCUUCUAUGGCGAUAAUUCCUUAUUUUCGGUUUUGCUAUAUCCACCGGAAUGCUUUUGGUGAGAUUUUGUUUUCAUUUUAGCUUAUCCUAAAUUCACAAGUCACUAACUUAAAGCACACACACAAUGCAUUCCUCCAAAAGCUCUCCUCAGCCAUUCCUAGGUACACAUUUCUUGGAGAACAAUUCUUGAUGAUAGAAUGAGCUUGACCAUAUCCAUAGAGUUGUAUAUAAUAUUAUAUAAGACAAAAUAUAAAGCAAAGCAGAUUGUUGAUCUAGUUAUGGUCUUUGAAAGUUAUUAACAUCUGCUAACAAAAAGGUUUAAGUUUAACUUAUAAUCUGCACGAAGAACUCGUGUUGAGGAAAAAUGAUUUCUGGCUCACUCGUAGACUAUGUACAUUCGUACUUUUGUUUCAAUACUAGAUUUCAAUUAUCCUCACUAUGUCUUCCUUUAAAUUUGGUAUGCCAGUUUUGAGAACACAUAUUUUCUCCAAAUAAUAAACUGCAAGACACUCAGGCUUUUGUGAUCACGUCAUGACUAAUCACAUCGCGACUUUAAGUGGUCCGGUCUUGCAGCAAUGAGUUUAAUAAUUUCAACAGAUGAUUAUGGUGAAAAGAUGAAGCUCACCUUUGUUCAGCUCGAAUUCUAGGUACCCUACAAGACUUGACAACGGAGAAAUGACAUUUAUAUCAUUUUCCAGACUGUAUACAUGCACACUUAGAUACAGGUAUACGUCCCUUCACUAGUGCCAGCUGAAGAGCGGUUAUGCUGGUCUGUUAGUACUGAUCAUCGGAUAGAUGAAUAGACCUCAGUACUUAAUCCUGCCUUUCGCAGUGGUGAGCAGGUCCUGCAUUGAAAGGCUACUCACGUUUGACACCUAGUUUUUUCCCUGCCGAUCCCAGCUUUGACCUCAUUUUCAAGGUGCCCUCAAGGACGGUUAUAGACAGAGUGUCAUGCCGGGUUACACCCUUGAGCCUCUUUGCUGUUGGGAGAAGGGAUUCCUGGUGUUCCACUAGGGUGGCAACCGUGCUCCGCACGAAGUCAUCAGUUUUGCAUUCCAUGUAGGAGAUUCAAAGCAUCCUCCUCAGGCAAUUGGUCUCGGGUACCUGUAUUCUUCUUUCUGUCUCGACAAGCAAACGUUACGUCUCGCACUCUUACAUCAGGAUGGGAACUACGAGGGACUUUUGCACUCUGCACUUGCUAGCAAACCGAAUAAUGUUACUAUCCUGCAAAUCAUAUCCAUCCUGCCCAUUGCUGAUGCGCUGUUGCAGUCUUGAUGAGGACGUCUGCCGUACAACUGCUGUCUUUGGAAAGGGUGGCUCCUAUGUGCUUAAAGCUGUUAACUUUCUUGAGCUGUACACCAUUCAUGUAAAUCUCUACUUUUCCUUUUCCCUUGGUGUUUUUAGGCCGUUUCGUG